Brienomyrus brachyistius is the source of this 2661-nucleotide messenger RNA. Its product is annotated as G-protein coupled receptor family C group 5 member B-like. Gene Ontology annotation, molecular function: G protein-coupled receptor activity; protein kinase activator activity; protein kinase binding. The transcript is spliced from 3 exons. Gene Ontology annotation, biological process: G protein-coupled receptor signaling pathway. Bases 1646 to 2557 code for a protein of 303 amino acids. The record is from RefSeq and is a predicted model, not a curated record. Lineage: Eukaryota; Metazoa; Chordata; Actinopteri; Osteoglossiformes; Mormyridae. Gene Ontology annotation, cellular component: signaling receptor complex; intracellular membrane-bounded organelle; extracellular exosome.
UUUUAAAAUUUACUUUGUUAGAAAGGCUCUUGUGUCUUUAAGAAACGGCGGUGCGUGCAAAGGACUAUGGGUGCACGCAGGACUAGAGCGCGGGAGAGCCGGAGAGAUAGGUAGCAAGUCAGCGAGCGGUAACUUAUAAUUAGUUAACUUAGUUGUUCCUGAAAGUAAUAAACUCCGUGGGUUAUGUAUGCGUCACUGAUGAACAGCAGCCCUCGUCCCUGAACCUCCCGUCCUGCCUUCCCUGCCAGCCCCAGGAUCUCUCGUCUCCCCUUCCCUUCGUCUCCGUGUCCUGUGCCUGCCUGUUGGACUGCAUCUCCCCGGCUACCGAAUCUACCUUCUGUCCCCGACCAUUCUUCUUGCCUGGCCCAUUGAAAGCCUGUUCCCUGCUCGAUCUAAUAAAGAUCGCUCUGUUCCGCAUUCCUGGGUCCGCGUUUCCCUGCCGAGGGUGUCCUAACAAUUAUGUCUCCAGUAAUAAUUUUCUGCUAAUAGCAUUAAUUCUCUUAUUUCGGUAUCGUUGUACUGCAUGUACAUGUUAUCACCAUCAAAGAAAAAAACGCGUUAUGACUUAUCAGUCAUUAUUAUUGUUUUUGUCGUUUAUUUAAUCGUGUAGCAAUACUGCCACUUGUCAUAUUAUUCAUUGCGUAUUUAUAUAAUAUUAACCAAUGACCAAUCUCUGUAUCUUACUAGCAUCUUUUGCGCAUUUGUCUUUGUAUCAGCCGUAGCGGUCUGCAGGGGGAAUCGCAGAAGCUGGAGUUUCUUAGAGCACUGCAUGGGUUUGGACAAACAUUAGGUAUUGGUAAUAUUACUGGACAAAAAUAUAUCGUUAUUGGUGUCCACCAAAGUUUCCAGCACUAGCUACAAGAAAUGAGAUUGAAUGCAUUUGCUCGUUUUUAUUUGUAUUUAUUUUUUUAAAAGUUUCUUACAUUAUAUCCGUGCUUUUUAAAGGUUAUAUCUCAAUUUUUCAAAAGUAAACACAAAAAGGAUGACACUUAAUGCCCCCUCCCUGCCCCCACCCUAUUUAGAACGUUAGGCGUUCCAUUACGUAAAAAUGUAGUACUACGUCAUGAUGCACCGCUUAUAAAUGAUCUGUUUGAUAAGGGAGAAUCAAACACAAACGAUUCGUGAGUGCAUCGUACGUGUUGUAAGAGCAAGUGAAGCUGAAAGACAUUGACAGUUAAGGUAAGGCCUCCCCUUCAAAAUGUAUACUUCACUUAGAUCAAAGGUAUUAAACUAAAAAAAACGCUGUGAGAUGCUAAACUACCGACCGCAAAACGUGCAGACUGGUGGGUGUCAAUUGCGCUGGAAUGACAUUACAUGGUUUUAAUUUUUCUCUGAUAUCGGCCGGCCAGAUACAGUAAUUUGUUUGAGACCCCUGAAUUUAAAUAAUAAUUAAUUUUUAUAACGAUGGUGGCCUAUAUAAUGUGCCGAUUUACUUGUGAAGUUGUUCAGCUGGUUGACAUGGCAUUGAUUACUGCUUUUUAAGAAAGUGCAUGUAGUCUCACACUGCAGAAGUCCAUUGCUCAGUUGUCAGCAUGCUCAGCGUGUCGCCUGUGAUGUGUCCUGCACAGCAGCAGGCUACAUUGCGUUUAAUGGACUAAUACUUCUUCAACCCAUUAAAUGAUUCCUUUCUCUCUCCCUGCCAGUGAUGGCACCCUCUAUCAAUCUCUUCACCUUCCUCGUCCUGUCCCUGGUGGGGGGCAGCUCUUCAUGGGACGAAGCUUCUCCUUGCGGAUCCGGCUCCAUCCUGACAAGGCCCUACACGGCCUUGUGUGAGCUGGAUGCGGUGUGGGGCUUGGUGGUGGUGGUGGCGGCAGCGGCGGCGGCCCUCGCCUCGCUGAUCCUGCUCCUGGUGGUACUGUGUCGCCUGCGGAAGAUCACAGAGGCUGAGGAGCGCAGCGGGGUGGCGCCGCUACUCCUGCUGCUCGCAGCCAUAUUUGGGCUUUGUGGCCUCAGCCUGGGAUACAUCGCUGAGCAGCAAGAGAGCCUCUGCUUCGCCCGGCGUGUCCUGAGGGGGGUGUUGCUUGCUAUCUGCAACACAUGCCUCGUGUUUCAUGGUCUGCGACUGCGCCGGUUGGGACAAGGUGCUCAUAGCCCCAGCACAGGUCAACUGAUGGGGCUGGCGGUGGCCUUGGCCGUGUUGGAUCCGGAGUGGAUCCUUCUAGCCACGAUGUCCACGUGCCAGCCAGCCUGUGAAUACCAGCCGCUGGACUUUGCGCUGGCCACCACUUAUGUGCUGGUCCUGCUCCUGGCAGCACUGGUGGGGGCGGCCUGCAGUCUGUGGAGGCAGCAGCCACGGUGGAGGUGCAGGACCAUGUGGCUGCUCAUCACCUGCCUGGCCUCAGUCCUGCUGUGGGUGGCCUGGAUCACCUUCUGCCUGUAUGGCAACGCGGCGCUUGGCCUGCCCCCAACAUGGGACAACCGGGUACAGGCAGUGGUGCUGCUGGCACAAGCAUGGCUGCUCAUACUGCUGCACGCUGCUCCUGAGGUCCACGCCACCUUACGGCCCCCAUCCCGCAUGAGAGAGGCCAAUUUAGAGGAGGGCCUUUCUCACCUGUAGUUUGGAGCAAACCGGGACUUCGUGUUCAGUGACAACAACUCAGGUGUCCUCCCCAGCCCCCAGGAAACAUUACAUUUUAAAUAAAUAAUAUAUAUAUAUCAUCA